Molecule: messenger RNA, 2265 nt
Organism: Penicillium diatomitis
Lineage: Eukaryota; Fungi; Ascomycota; Eurotiomycetes; Eurotiales; Aspergillaceae
Product: terpene cyclase/mutase family protein
Exons: 3
Coding region: 1-2265 (754 amino acids)
Biological process (GO): ergosterol biosynthetic process; triterpenoid biosynthetic process
Cellular component (GO): lipid droplet
Molecular function (GO): lanosterol synthase activity
Source: RefSeq, a predicted model, not a curated record
AUGGCUUCACACAUUGGACCGUGGAGAACUGAGGCUCAGGGUCAUCUCCGUCCAGACAGUAAUGGAGACUCAAAGACAGACUACUCCCGCUGGCGGUUGGUCAAUGAUGCUGGUCGCCAGACCUGGCAGUAUCUAGAAUCCGAUAAGGAGAAUGAGGCCUGGCCACAGACAAUUGCAGACAAGUACAAUCUGGGACUUCCAACAGGUCUUCCAGAACUGCCGGAGGCUAAAACACCUCGUGAAGCUGCUGAGAAUGGUCUCUCCUUCUUCUCGCAUCUGCAACUCGAACCCGGCAACUGGGCUUGUGAGUAUGGUGGUCCAAUGUUCCUGUUGCCAGGAAUGAUGAUCACCUGGUAUGUAACCAAGACUCCUAUCCUGCCCGAGUAUGCGACCGAGAUCAAACGCUAUAUCUUUGCCCGCCAAAACCCAGAGGAUGGUGGUUGGGGACUUCAUAUCGAAGCCCACAGCUCAGUCUUUGGCACCGCCAUGAACUAUGUGGCCCUGCGUCUGGCUGGUGUCAAUGAGGAUGAUCCUCGGAUGAUCAAAGCUCGAGGUCUUUUACACAAGUUUGGAGGUGCCAUCUACGGCCCACACUGGGCCAAGGCCUGGCUGAGUAUUCUGGGCGUGAUGAGCUGGGAGGGGGUCAAUCCAGUACCGCCUGAGAUUUGGCUUCUUCCCGACUGGGUACCUUUUGCCCCUUGGCGAUGGUGGAUUCACAUUCGCCAGGUCUUUCUCCCGCUAUCUUACAUCUGGUCCAAGAAGUGGUCACAUCCCCUUGAUGAUCUGACAAGGCAAAUUCGAGAGGAAUUGUACACACAGCCUUAUGAUACAAUCGACUUUUCGCAGCACCGCAACACCAUUCACGCUGCCGACAACUACUAUCCCAAGACCAUGCUUCUGAAUGGCAUCAAUGAAUUGCUUGUCCGUGUGUGGAAUCCGUUCCUCCGCGUCAAAGCUGUCAGCAAGCGUGCCGAGGACUGGGCUUGGGAAUUGAUCCGCAUGGAGGAUGAGAAUACCGAUUACGCGGGACUGGGUCCUGUCAGCAAUCCUUUGAAUAUGGUUGCGUGCUUCAUCCAAGAAGGACCCGACAGCUACUCCGUUCGCCGGCAUCGCGAGCGAUUGAAUGAUUACAUGUGGAUGAAGGAUGAGGGCAUGUUGGCCAACGGCACCAAUGGCGUCCAGGUAUGGGACACCACUUUCGCCACGCAAGCUAUUUCAGUGGCCGGAUUGGCCGAUGACCCCAAAUGGCGACCCAUGUUGCUUAAGGCACUCGAAUUUAUCGAUGAUCAUCAGCUUCGAGAGAACGUACCCAACCAGGAGAAGUGCUAUCGCCAGCACCGGAAGGGCGCUUGGCCGUUCAGCAACAAAACUCAGGGCUAUACCGUGAGCGAUUGUACCGCGGAGGGCUUACGAUCCACCAUUCAGUUACAAAAAAUGCACAACUUCCCCGAAUUGAUCUCUUCGGAUCGGUUGAAGGACAGUGUCGACUGUUUGCUCCUGAUGCAAAACCCGACUGGUGGCUUCACCGAUUACGAGACGACACGGGGCUCGCCGAAGAUCGAGUGGCUGAAUGCUGCCGAAGUUUUUGGUGGUAUCAUGAUUGGCUAUGAUUACCCCGAGUGCACCACCGCGUCGGUGACUGCGCUUUCCUUGUUCAGCAAAUUCUACCCGGACUAUCGCGCGGAUGAGAUUCGAAUCGCCAAGGAAAAGGCUGUUGCCUACAUCAAGCGCGCCCAGCGUCAGGACGGCAGCUGGUACGGAUCAUGGGGAAUCUGCUUUACCUAUGCCGCCAUGUUUGCCUUGGAAAGCUUGGCCAGUGUUGGUGAGACCUACCAGACGAGCGACAACUCUCGUCGAGGGUGCGACUUCUUGAUUUCCAAACAGAUGGAGGACGGUGGCUGGGGCGAGUCUUACCUCAGCAGUGAAAAGCAUGUCUACGUCCAGCAUGAGAAGUCUCAAGUGGUGCAGACGGCUUGGGCCUGUCUUGCUCUUAUGGAGGCUGACUACCCCCACAAGGAGCCUCUGCAACGUGGCAUCAAGAUGUUGAUGUCCCGUCAGCAGCGAAAUGGGGAGUGGUUGCAAGAGUCCAUUGAGGGCGUCUUCAAUCAAUCAUGGUAUGUUCGACCUCCUGAGUCCAACAUUCUCGCUGUGGCACGAUCUGACUUGAAGCUUUGCAGCAUGAUAUCCUAUCCUAACUACAAGUUCUACUGGCCAAUCCGAGCCCUCGGUCUUUAUAGCAAAAAGUUCGGCAACGAGGCGCUUUAG